CUCUUUAAUGGUUUUCAAUUUACUUUUGAAAACAGUUUUUUAAUUGUUCAUAAAAUUCAUCAAUUAUUAUGAGUUAAUUAACUGUCGUGCGAUUUUAUUCAACCAAUAGAUAGUUGAACUGUUGAGACUUUCUCUGGAUUCAGUUGACUUAAUUGUCUUUGUUGAUUUUAUUUUUUUCUUAUUUCUUAUGUGUCAUGUCAAAUAACGUCAACAUGAAUACUAAUCAAGCUUCUGGUGGACCGAAUGCUGGACAAUCUACUGAUCUUUUUGAUGAACUACACCGAUCGUUUAUUGAUCUAUUUGCUCCGCUUCGAUGUGAUUAUGAGAAUACACCGAAUCCUAAUGUUGAAACCUACAGAGCUGCUUCGGAACAUUCGGUUCCUAAGUUUGCAGAUCAUGCUCGAGCUAUGGAACUUUACUUUGUUCGGUGGAGAACAAUUUUCGGCCAUUUAGAUCCGAACGAGUUAAUUAAAGAAGAAAUUGCUGAAAUGGAAUCAGAAAUAAGGAGAAAAGACGCAACUUGUGCACGAAUUUAUGAGAAACUUGAUAAUUGGAAAGCUCUUUUUGAAAGUGAAUCUUUAGAUCAAAGAAAAGACAUUUCAAGGGCCGAUGAACCGAUGUACCAAGAAGGAACUCCAACAAAACCCUAGUUUGAUUUAAUCAAUUGAUUUAAAUUCUCAAAUGAAAGAAAUGUGGAAUUUGACCAAUUUUACCAAUUUUGUAUUCCAUUUUCUUUGCCACCUUUCCUGUAAUUAAACAUAACCAAUGUUUGAACAA
Panonychus citri (citrus red mite) is the source of this 777-nucleotide messenger RNA. RefSeq names its product mediator of RNA polymerase II transcription subunit 28-like (gene MED28). The coding region runs from base 195 to 650 and encodes 151 amino acids. Gene Ontology annotation, cellular component: mediator complex. The record is from RefSeq and is a predicted model, not a curated record. Lineage: Eukaryota; Metazoa; Arthropoda; Arachnida; Trombidiformes; Tetranychidae. The transcript has a single exon.